This is a messenger RNA of Acaromyces ingoldii, 3236 nucleotides long. RefSeq names its product Vps5-domain-containing protein. Gene Ontology annotation, molecular function: phosphatidylinositol binding. The record is from RefSeq and is a predicted model, not a curated record. The transcript has 7 exons. The coding region runs from base 44 to 3202 and encodes 1052 amino acids. Gene Ontology annotation, biological process: retrograde transport, endosome to Golgi; protein retention in Golgi apparatus. NCBI's taxonomy places the organism in Eukaryota, Fungi, Basidiomycota, Exobasidiomycetes, Exobasidiales, Cryptobasidiaceae. Gene Ontology annotation, cellular component: endosome.
CAGCACAUCGAAGACUCGGACGACCACAGAGAGCGAUCACGACAUGAAGGUCCUGGUCACCGGCGCUUCGGGUCUUUUGGGCCGUGCCACCCUAGCGCAGGUCAAGAAGGACGGUCAUGAAGCCAAGGGAACGGCACUCAGCCGCGCAUCAGGCGACCUCGUCAAGGUGGACCUGACCAACUUCGGCGCAGUCGACGAGCUCCUCGACUCGUUCAAGCCCGACGCCAUCAUCCACACGGCUGCCGAACGCCGCCCAGACGUGGUGGAAGGGAACCCAGAGGCAUCCUACGCUUUGAACGUUGACGUGCCUGCGCACAUUGCCGAGCACUGCAAGGGCGCAGCUGGGGCCAAGGUGCCGCUGCUCAUCAACAUCAGUACCGACUACGUCUUUGAUGGCACCAGGCCGCCGUACAAGGUCGACGACGAGCCCAAUCCCCUCAAUGCCUAUGGCGUAAGCAAGUGGCAGGGCGAAAAGGGCGUCCUUUCACACGCACAGGCUGGCCGAGCUACGAACCUUCGCGUGCCCGUCCUGUACGGCCGCACUGAAACAAACGCAGAGUCGGCAGUGAAUGUGCUCCUCGACGCCAUCGCGCCAAAGGCAGCCAGCAAGUCAAAGAAGAUGGACGCCAAUGCGGUGCGAUAUCCCACUUGCGUCGAAGACGUUGCCAAGGCCCUGUCUGCCCUAUGCCAGAAGUAUGCUGGCGGGGAGGUAGAUAUACCCCCAACGCUGCACUUUUCCGCACUGGAGGCCAUGACGAAGUACGACAUGUGCCUCGUCAUGGCUCGCUGCCUCCGUUCCGUUGGCGAGGAGGCGCCCACCGAACACCUCGAGCCCGAAUACGAAGUGGACCCAAGCGCAGCCACUUCGAGGCCAAGGCAUUGCAAGCUUGAUGUAUCUGUCUUGCAGGAUAGUGGCAUCAGCACCGAGUGCGUCAGCUUUGAAAGCUGGUGGAAACAGUAUCUCGAAGAGUACGCUGCAAAUGCUCGAGAACAGAGAGCCAAAGAGGCCGCCGAGGCCGAAGCGAGAAGAAAAGCAGAAGAGGAAGCCGAGAGAAAGAGAUUAGCCGCAGAAGAGGAGCGGAGGAAGGAAGAAGAGGAGCGGAGAAAAAAGGAAGAGGAGGAGGAAGCAAGGCGUGCCGAGGAACGUCGACGAAAGCAAGAAGAGGAACAAAAGGCGUUGGAGGAGAAGCGGCGAAGGGAUGAGGAAGAGGCGCGCAAGGCGCAAGAGGAGAAGCAGCAAGGCAUCCAGGAAGAGGAAGAGCGAAGAAGGCGGCAAGCAGAAGAGGCGCGAGAUGAAGCAAAAGCGACAGAGGAAGACGAGGAGAGGAGAGAGACUCGUGAGGAAGAACGCGACGGAGGCGAAGAGGCUGGCAUCGCAACUACUUCGUCGACGGCCCCUGCCUCACUGCGCAGUCCCACAUCGCCCAAUCCCAGCUUCUCGUCGCUGCAGGCUCGACCGACGCCUCCUGCCACGUCGGGAAGGAGCAGCCCAACCCCAUCCGUCCUCUCUGGGCAGCCUUUCACUCUACCGGUGUCUUCAGCAGAAGGAGACGCCGCAAAGACGGCCGACGCCGAGCAGCUGGGGACAUCUGCUGGGACUAUCACUGUGGAAGCAGAAGGAAGUGGCCCAAAAGCAGGCGACGACCCUCUGGUACCGCCUCCAUUGAGCCUCGAUGCAACAAUAAAGCAACGACGCGGCCCUGUGCAGCCCCAGAAGGAAGAACCAGGCUUCUUCCCAGCGGCUCUGACCAAAAGCGGCGAUGCUUCACUGCUCCUCGAUGCCGAUGCGCCCCGAAGCAGAGAGGGGGCUGCAGAAGAUGGCGGUAACAGCGGAGACGCCGACUCGGAUGGUUAUGGUCAGCCAAGCCCUCGAGGCGAGGGGUCUUCCAAGCCAUUUGGAUCCUUUGCGGGUGCUCGCGAGGACGAUGCCGACGCCGAGAGAGACCAGGAAGAGGCUCCAGGGCCACCAGGAGCGGAGACAGAGUCCAACGCAAUGCAAAAGAGCCUCUCCGUACAAUCUGGGAUAGGGUCAAUAGGGUCCAGCCAGAAGGCAAGACCUUCAUUUCAAAUCAAGGUUGGCGAUCCUCAAAAGGUCGGAGAUCCCGUCACUGCCCACAUCGUCUACACGGUCCGGACAAAGACGGACCACCCGAGAUUCAAAGGGCCGCAAUUUUCUGCCCUUCGACGCUACAAUGACUUUCGCUGGCUGCAUGCGGCUCUGGUGCACAACAAUCCUGGCGUUUUCGUGCCUCCAGUCCCCGAAAAGGUCAAAAUCGGACGCUUUGCUCCCGACUUGGUGGAAGCGAGGAGGCACGGCCUCGAGAAUUGCAUCAACAAGAUUGCCAACAACGCCCGGCUGGUGAAUGACGAGGACCUUCACCUCUUUCUGGAGUCAGACAACUUUGCCGCCGACGUCCGAGCCCGAGACCAAAUUAAGGGACCCGUGCCGACGCCAGAACAAAAGACAUAUUUUGGCUGGUCGUCGUCAAUCACAAACAGCCACAAGUUUCACGAGUUCGACGGCUGGUUCGACGACCAGAAGGUGUACUUGGACCACCUCGAGUCGCACCUCAAGAACCUGGUCCGUGUCAUCAGCGCGCUGGCACAGCAGCGAAAGGAUCUGGCUGGCGCAACCUCAGACCUGAGCCACAGCUUGAUGAUGCUCUCGGGCAGCUCCCUCUCCAGAAGCCUGUCCACCUGCUUUGCUGGCCUGGGCGAGGUGCAGAGGAGGACCUUUGAGUUAGCAGAUGUCCAGGCCGACGCAGACGUGCGUGACUUCGGAAGCGUCAUCUACGAGUACGAGAGGGUGGUGGGCAGCGCUCGAAAAGCAUUCGCGACCCGCGUCGACGCAUGGCAGGCGUGGCAGCGGGCCGACGAAGAGUCUCGAAAGGUACGGGCAAAACACGAGAAGCUCAAGCGCGAUGGCAACAAGGUCCACCCAUCGCGGCUGCAGGCCAGCCUCGAGGAGAUUGCCAUCGCCGACAGCCGCUCACUGACGGCCAAGCGCGAAUUUGACCUCAUCUCUAUUCGGUGCAAGGAAGAGAUGGAUACAUUUGAGCGUGAUAAGAUCGAAGGCCUGUCCUUGGCCAUGGAGAUAUGGGUCCAAGGCAUGAUUGAGAGGCAGCAGGAGCUCAUGGCCGAGUGGGAGCAGUAUGCGGCGCUAUUAGAGCGGCAGACUGGACAAAAGAUAUCUGCGCCCUGAAGCGCCUCUCAAUUACAUAUUGGUAUUCUUGAUC